This is a messenger RNA of Chelmon rostratus (copperband butterflyfish), 5023 nucleotides long. RefSeq names its product zinc finger protein 142 (gene znf142). Gene Ontology annotation, biological process: regulation of transcription by RNA polymerase II. Lineage: Eukaryota; Metazoa; Chordata; Actinopteri; Chaetodontiformes; Chaetodontidae. Gene Ontology annotation, cellular component: nucleus. The record is from RefSeq and is a predicted model, not a curated record. Gene Ontology annotation, molecular function: DNA-binding transcription factor activity, RNA polymerase II-specific; RNA polymerase II transcription regulatory region sequence-specific DNA binding.
AUGGACCUUGGAAACACAGGCAGGAAUGAGACUGCAGCCACAGCUGUAUGCACUAAUGGAAGCCAGCAGCCUCAGGUGUCCGGCAGGCCAAAAAGAAGAACAUCCAAUCAAAGUUAUGCAUCAUUAUUAUCGGAAGACAGGAAUGAGGAACAACCUGAGAGGCAAAGGAACAAUAUUAAUAUAGUGAGAAAGGCAGUGGACAAACCUUCAGCAAUGGCCGCAGCACCACUGCCCUCCAAAGAGUACCUUGCAGAGGGAUCAGAGCACAUCUAUCGCACCCACACCUGCCCCAAAUGUCGGCGCUGCUUCAAAAUGCGCUCCCACCUGCAGGAGCACCUCCAUUUACAUUUUCCUGACCCCAGUCUCCAGUGUCCCACCUGCAAGCGUUACUUCACCAGCAAGAGCAAGCUACGCAUACACAGACUGCGCGAGGCCGGUGAAAAGGUUCACCGUUGCCACUUGUGUGAGUACACUGCCGUGGAGCGGAACGCAAUCCGCCGCCACCUCGUCAGCGUGCAUGCCGAAGAGGCAAAAGACGACGUAAAUAGUCACAGCUAUCCUUGCCCCACCUGUGGUCAAAGCUUUCGCCAGAGCAGGUCGCUUAAGGCUCACAUGAAGACGCACAACAUCCUGUCAGACAGUAAGCCACUGGCCUGCUUUCUAGAAGGUUGUUCUUUCCAGAGUUCUUUGCGCAAAGAACUUCUUAGACACACUGCCGAGGUGCAUGGGGUCAAGGCCUUAGAGUGUCGUCAUCACGCCUGUGGCGCCAUCUUUCAAAGCGAGGCGGACAUGGAGGCUCAUUAUCGGACCCACCUCGCCUACCACUGCUCACAGUGUGAUUUCUCCUGCUCCAAUAAGACCGUCUUCCUCCAGCACCAGCGGCAUGGUCACCCAGGAACUGAUGAGCUUUGCUGCGACUUUUGCUCCUUCGUCACAUUUAACCCUGUGGAGUUUGAGCAGCACAUUGGACAUUUGCACGCCAACGAGAAGAUCCAUCGCUGCUCUCAGUGCAGCUACGUGACCUCGCAUAAGCGUGGCUUGAAGCGACACAUGCUGAUGCACAGUGGUGAGAAGCCCCACAAGUGUAGCCUGUGUGACUUCAGGUGCCGAGAUGAGUCCUACCUCUCUAAACAUAUGCUCACUCACUCAGACGACAAGAACUUUAUGUGCGCCGAAUGUGGAUACGUGACUAAAUGGAAACAUUAUCUUAAUGUCCACAUGAGGAAACAUGCUGGAGACCUCAGGUAUCAGUGUGAUCAGUGCACCUACCGCUGUCACCGCAUGGACCAGCUAAAUAGCCACAAAUUACGACAUCAGGCCAAAUCGCUCAUGUGUGAGAUCUGUGCUUAUGCCUGCAAGCGCAAAUAUGAGCUUCGCAAUCACAUGUUGGCCAAACAUUCUGGGGAGGACAAACAACCGUCUGUCUAUAAGUGCAAAUACUGCACAUAUACUACCUGCUACAGACAAGCCCUUAAAAACCACGAGAACUGCAAACAUACGAAGCUGAAAGAGUUUCGCUGUGCACUCUGCUCCUAUUCCUCCUUCAGCAGCAUCAGCCUCUUCCUGCACAAGAGGAAAGCUCAUGGUUACGUACCAGGGGACAAAGCAUGGCUGGAGAACUAUGCUGCGAAGGAGAAGGAGAGGAACUCAAAUGAGUUCUUGCAGGACUUUUACAAUAAGCCCUCAGCAGCUCAUGAGCAGUUUGAACAGUCCACUUCUGAAGGACCUGCACCAGCUCAAAGAGAACAGUCUGGUUUUCCUGGCCCAGCAGAUCACACUGCGAGCAAAGAAGCUGUCGCUGGUUCACAAACUGUUGAUUCUGUGGAUGUUUUUGAUGUUGUUUCUCAAGAGAUUGUUAAUGAAGGUACUCAGGAUAGUCCUCCCUCUGGGAACAGUCCUGAGGAGUACUGUACUCUUGUUUUAACAACACUAUCCACUACUGAGUAUCAGGAACAAAAUUGUGCAAAUCAAACUCCAAGCUCACCUAAUUUAAACUUAAAUGGGUCUGACAUAUCUCAAGAGAAGCUAGACUUCUCAUCAGAGGAAGACAACGUAGCUGUGGCUGAUGAAGACUGUGAACAGAGUGACUUAGAUGACAGCUACGAGCCUCUGACUAAUACAAGUCAACCAGUUGAGCCUGCAGAGUGUCAGACUCAAAUAUCUGAGAGGGAAAAUGAUGGUGAAAAAAUCAAUCCCACUUUUCCAUCUGAGCAAAAUCAGCCAUUAGAAUCUGAGCUCCGUCUGAAAGCUAUGAAGAAGCACGACAAGGACCAAGCAGAAGCCAUGGUUUUAGAAGGACGGGUGCAGAUGCUUGUGGUGCCAACUGAAGACCUUUAUCGCUGUGACAAAUGCUCUUACGUAACCAGUAAGGAGACUGCUUUGAAGUACCACUGCCAGGCUUUGUGCCAUGGUAGGAUAAAGGGACACAAGUGCCAGGCCUGUGGUGCACAGUUCAAACAGAAGCGAGGCCUCGAUAGCCACCUCACAAAGAAGUGCCCAGCACUUCCACGACAAAAGAGGAUAUUUGUAGGCAUUUCAAAUACAUGUUUGAUCACAGAGGACAGUUCUACUGUAGGUCAAGAAGGAUCCAGACAACAUGAUGAGGAAACAAAUUCAGAUCAAACCAACCUUCAGUCUUCACAAAAUAGGAUUUGCACAGAUACGAAUGAUCAGGAAUUUCAACAGCAAGAAGCAGAAGUAUAUGCUUCACAUUCAACAAACUGUAAAGACCUUGCCCUUUGUGCUUUUACAUCCAGCCAAUCAGAAAACCAGAUGAACAAAAUUCAGACAAAAAAGCUUUUAAAAGUUAAACUAGGUAAAAAACGAUUAUUUUCCAAUACUAAACAAAGAAAUGUUCCACUGGAGUCCCUUUACACAAAAGAAGAUGGGAAAUUCAAAUGCAAGCUGUGCAGUUUUUCAUCAGUCAAGCUUGCAUCAGUUGAACGGCAUCUCUCAACCUGCAGGAAAAGAGAGAAUCAGAUCAUUUCAGAAGGGGAUGAUGAGUGUGGUGACGAGUCAGUCAAAGCACAAGAGGACUUGGUGGAAGAGGACAAUGGAAAAGAAAAAGGAAAGAAGAAAGUUUCUGACAAACAUCAGACCUUCUCUUGUCCAAGCUGUGCAUUUCAGUGCAGUCAGAAAAGGGCAUUGGACCGUCAUGAAAAGAGAGGCUGCUUGAAGCCACAUGAAGUCAAAUGCACCAUGUGUCCAUUCGUAGCUACAUCUAAAAUGUCUUUGACCCGUCACAUCCUGUAUGUCCAUAACAAAAAAAAGCUUGGUGUUGCUAAAUCAAAAGGUUUGCGUUGCCAGCACUGUACUUUCACCUGUAAACAAGAACGAUGCAUGGCCAAACAUGUUGCGCUCAAGCACAAAGGUACACGACCUCACCAUUGUCAGUAUUGUCCUUUUAGCACGACGAGGCGCUAUCGCUUGGAAGCGCACGAGUCUCUUCACACAGGAAUUGGUCGUCACAGCUGCGACAUGUGCGAAAAGACCUUUGGGGCACUGACCAAAUUGCGUCAGCACAAGGUUCGCAUCCACGACAAACAACCUACACAGUUCUGCUCAGUCUGUGACUUCAGUGGCUACACGCUAGACGAUAUAAGACGCCACAAUCUCAGAUGCCACACGGGGGAGUUACACCAUGCUUGCACUCAUUGUGAUGCUCACUUUAGUUCAGAAGUUGCACUAAGAAACCACUGUAAACGUGUGCACAAGCUCCAGGUGGGUUUCUCAUGUAAGCAGUGUGACUACACAUGUAGCAGCGAGGUCACACUGAAGAACCACCAAGAGAGCAAGCACCCUCAGGUAAAGUGCACCACCUGCCAGGAGUCUUUCAAGACAAAGGAAAGCCUUGCGAUUCAUCAGAGAAUCCACCUGGCGCAUCAGUGUCAGCUGUGCCCCUUUGCGACCAAAACAAGGCAGCUAUUAGCUCAACACCUUCUGAAUGAACACGAGGAGGGAUCUCCAGAGGACAAGCCUCUCAGGUGCAGCACCUGUCAGUUUGCCUGUCGGCAUCAGCUGGUGUUGGAGCAGCACCUCCGUUCACACGGAGGCAAGCGGCUGUACAAAUGCACGGACUGUGAGUAUUCAACCCGGAACAAGCAGAAGAUCACGUGGCACAUUCGCAUCCACACGGGGGAGAAGCCUUACAGCUGUGAGCAGUGCAGUUACACCUGUACUGAUCCGUCUAGGUUGAAGCUUCACAUGAGGGUUCACCAAGAAGAGAAGAAGUACCUUUGUCCACAGUGUGGCUACAAAUGCAAGUGGGCGACUCAGCUGAAGUACCACAUGACCAAGCACACAGGAGACAAGCCAUAUGCCUGUGAUGAGUGUGACUACCGUACUAACAGGGCGGAUGCUCUCCGUGCCCAUCGGGACACGCAGCACUGUGACGUGCGUCCUUAUGUCUGCGAGAAAUGCGGCAAAGCCUUCAAGACUAGUUUCAUACUGAAGACCCACCAGCAUCAACACAGUGACGAUCGGCCAUAUACGUGCGGCUUGUGUCACAAGGCCUUCCGGUGGCCGGCAGGUCUCAGGCAUCACUACCUUUCGCACACCAAGCAGCAGCCUUUCUGCUGUCGCCACUGCUCCUACAGAGCCAAACAGAAGUUCCAGGUGGUCAAGCAUUUGCAGAGGCACCAUCCAGAGAUGUCAGUGGAGCAGGGGGUGGCGAGGCACUCGGAGGCAGUUAGCCUGACCCUGAAGGAGGCCUUGCAGGGGACACUGGAUGAGAGAGCGGCAGAAGUGGAGGAGGAAGGGAUGGACGACGAGGAAGUAGCUGAAGAGGUGAUUCAAGGAGAGGAAGACAGCGAGACAAAACACUGAAGAGAGGGCACAAAAGAUGCAGUGGUCGAUUCAGAUUGUAGGUGACAAUCAUUGCCUAAAGGAAGUUAACAUGUCUGUUAAUAUGUAUUCAACCCAGAUUCUGAAAAUGUGUAAAACAAAUAAAACAGAGUGUGAUCAUUUGCUGAUUCUUUUUGACAUAAACUGAACUGAAAACAGGAGCAAUUCAAUAUAUUUAAUG